Molecule: messenger RNA, 3259 nt
Organism: Falco peregrinus (peregrine falcon)
Lineage: Eukaryota; Metazoa; Chordata; Aves; Falconiformes; Falconidae
Product: dipeptidase 2
Exons: 11
Coding region: 984-2270 (428 amino acids)
Biological process (GO): proteolysis
Molecular function (GO): metallodipeptidase activity
Source: RefSeq, a predicted model, not a curated record
UUACAAAUAUACAAUGGCACAGUAAGUCCUGUUUAAAAUCCAGCAGGUAUAGUAACAAGGGGUAGAUAUUUAUUGGCUUAGGUAUAGUCAAUGUGGCAAUAUCAGGUCAGCAGUAAGGUGCAUACCUAUACCUCUGUUUAUUGUAAGUUCAAAUCUAAGAUACUCAUCUCAGAGCAGGUCAGCAAGAGUAUGAGAGGCAACCGCCACAGAUUGCAGCAAGGGAGAUUCCAGUUGAAUAUAAGGGGGUGUGGGGGGAAUAAAUCACAAUGUGAACAAGCAAGCAUCAGAACAGGCACAUGGACAGGUUGUAUAUGUAAUCUUUUUCCUCAAAGACAUCGAAACUUCCACUGGAUAAGGGCCUGAGCAACCUGACCUAACUUUGAAAUUACCUUAGGUGGGAUCGGGUGGCUGGCCCAGAUGACAUUCCACCAGAAAUCCCUUCCAACCUAAAUUAUUCUGUGAUGAGGGGCGCCUAUUUCUAAACCAUAUGAACAAAGCAGUGUUCAACACAUGUUAGUGAGCAGAUGCACGAUGGACAGCACAGACAGACUGCCACAAGAGGGAGGAAAUAACUGGUUUUGAGAACUGCACAACACAAGGCUUGUGGUUUCCUGGGUGGGUGGCAGCUGAGCUGAAAGCUCUCUGGCAGACCUUGUGUCUUUGAAAGGGGAAAUCUCCAACUGUUUGUUAACUGUGAAGUCUGUGAUAUGUGAGUUAAAGAAACAGAGGACGUUUCUUGGUUGCUGCCCUGACGCCAGGAGGAUCUGGUGCCAAGCUUUAGCGGUUGCAUCCAACACAGUGAUAUGUGGAUUUCGACUUCACUGCAUUUUCCUAAGAAGAAUUCACCCCAGCUGUAUCAGAAGGAGAGGCACUUCAGCUCUGGCUAUACUAUUAAGCCUGCAGCUUCCACAGACAGGAAAUUCUGCUGUUUCAUUGUCAUCAGCAAGUAAUUGUGGUACCUCUUUGCUUUAGCAAACUGGAAAAUGGAAAUGAAGAGAAAUACAACAAAGUUGCUGUGGCUGUUGACGUUCUUCUCUGAUAUUGUGCCAUUCAGCUAUGAAAGCCAUUCAGCCUUCUCGAUGAGAGAGCAAGCUAUUGAGCUAAUGCAAGAAGCUCGUUUAAUUGAUGGCCACAAUGACUUUGUACUGCGGCUGAGAAUACUUUACCAAAAUAAGCUCAGUAGAGUCAACUUAAGAGAACUCAACAAGACCCACACAAACCUUGUGAAACUUCAGGCUGGUUAUGUGGGAGCUCAGUUUUGGUCAGUGUAUGUUCUUUGCAGCGCUCAGAACAAGGAUGCUGUGCGUCUGACCUUAGAGCAAAUUGAUGUUGUCAAGAGGAUGUGUAACAACUACGAAGAGCUGGAGCUUGUGACAACUUCCCAAGGAAUCUCUGACAGUAGAAGGAUUGCGUGUCUGAUUGGAAUAGAAGGUGGUCACUCCAUUGACAGCAGUUUGGCAACACUGAGGAUGUAUUAUGACCUGGGUGUUCGUUACAUGACUUUAACACAUACCUGCAAUACACCUUGGUCUGAAUCGUCAUCCAAAGGAAUACACAACUUUUAUCCUAGUGUUACUGGUCUGACUGCAUUUGGCCAAGAAGUGGUAAAGGAGAUGAAUCGCCUGGGCAUGCUGAUAGAUUUAUCUCAUACUUCAUAUUCCACAGCAAAAGCUGCACUGAGUAUCUCAAAAGCACCAGUAAUUUUCAGCCAUGCUUCAGCAUUUUCUGUUUGUAAUCACUCAAGAAAUGUUCCAGAUGAUAUCCUCCAGCAACUGAAAAAGAACAAGGGAAUUAUCAUGGUGACUUUCAAUGCAGAUAUACUGGCCUGUGGCAGAAAAGUUGUUAAUGUUUCUACCGUUGCAGAUCAUUUUGACCACAUAAAGAAAAUUGCAGGUUCAGAAUCGAUAGGAAUUGGUGGUGACUAUGAUGGAGUGGAACGUUUCCCUGAGGGUUUGGAAGAUGUUUCUAAAUACCCUUCUUUGAUUGAGGAACUUCUUAGAAGAGGAUGGAGUGAAACUGAACUGAAAGGGGUCUUAAGGGAGAACUUUCUCCGUGUCUUCAGGGAAGUGGAAAAUGUGCGGAACCUUAGUAAACUAAUGGAUGUAGGUGAAAGUGAAAUCCUGCAAGAAGAAGUACAAAAUUCCUGUCGCCUAGAUCUACAUAAUUAUCGGUUUCAGACAGCUAAGUCUUUUGGAUUGCCUUCUGUGGCACAACCUUUUAGUCUGACACUUGUAAUUGUAUCAUAUUUAAUACUGAAUUAUGAAUCAUAAGAUCUAUGGUGUCUACAGAGAGCUAUAUAGAGCAAUCUGCAAUGCAACUGGUUACCUUUUUUGGGUUUUGUUAAUGUAAAGCUAUGCUGACUUUUUUGUGUAUUUCUAUAAAUUCACCUGCAUACUUGAAAGUUAAUGUAGAUUUUAAAUGUUGUAGCAAAAACAUUUGGAAUUUGAAGUGAUAAAUUCUGUGUCAUCUUGGCUAAACCAGGACCAAUAUUGUUAAUGGAAAGUAAUCACAUCUAAUGAAUAAAUUCUGUAAUGCGUGACACAUGGUUUUGGUACCCAUACUGUGGCACUUGAUAUAAAUACUGAAUCCAGAAUCAGCAGUUCCACACAAGAACUAGAGAAUAUGAUUAAGACAUGUGUGCUAAGAUGUUUUCAGAUAUUACUUCUUGUAAAAUCAUACAGCUUUCAUCAUCAGUCAAUGGCUUAAUCAGACAAGACCACCCCCCUGGUACAUGUAGAAGAGUGGUUUUUUGGUUUCGUUUUGUUUUUUUUUUUUUUUCUUUUUUAAGAUGACAAGAUGGAUGACACUGCUACUUCUAUUUGGAUUUCAUCCCUACCACUAGCUUUAGGGAUCCAUCCUGCAGCACUAAACUCUUAUUUUUGAAGCCUGACCAGGACAGUGGGCAACUGGAGAGUUAUUGAAGGGUGGAGGUAGGUGUUUUGCAUUCAGGUACAGGUGAGCAGGCAAUGUUGUAGAUACUUUUCUGUAAUUUGGGAACUUCUAUUUGCUGCAUGUUCAUGAAGCUAGGAGCAAGAAUAAGGUAGGACCAAGCAGGAAUUCUGGCUAGUCAGAGUGUGAAAUCUUGUUCUGAUAUUUUUAUUGCAGUCUGAAGAGUAUAAAAUCAGUAUUUAAAUAAAAUUUUUGUUAGAAUGUUCCACAGCUUUGUGGAAAUAUUUCCAUAUUUUUUAAAAAAUAUCCUUGUCAAUAUGAGGUUUUAUUAUUUUAUUUUUGUUCUAGCUGGCUAAUAUCAGACCAUUGC